AUGAGAAAAAGAAACAGGCAUGUCAAGUUCCUGUCAUCCGUUUUUAAGGUCUUGUUGAACACUUUGGUUAUGGCAUCUAGGCGCAAUGUUCAUUACAGCCCUCUUGCUACUGAUGAAAAUGAUGAUGUCUAUGGAAAACCAAAUGACCCUCGGUUUUCCUAUACUCCGAAGUCCUUUGAUAAAAUCCCAUGGAAAUCCAUACUCCUUGCUCUAUUCCUGCUUUUUCUUGGAUCAUUGCUUCUGUUUCUUUCAUACUUUAUUUUCACUGGUCACAUGGGAGGGGAUCUGUCCCAAGCCUAUGGCCUUUUGGCUCUAGGAAUUCUCACCUUCCUCCCAGGCUUUUAUGAGACACGAAUUGCAUAUUAUGCAUGGAGAGGUGCGAAAGGAUACCGUUUCGCCUCCAUUCCAGACUAUUAG
Prunus armeniaca (apricot) is the source of this 417-nucleotide messenger RNA. NCBI's taxonomy places the organism in Eukaryota, Viridiplantae, Streptophyta, Magnoliopsida, Rosales, Rosaceae. The record is from the annotation of a GenBank genome assembly.